GCGGAUUUCCAUCAGUCAAACGUAAUUAUUGAAUCUGUUGCAGCGUGCGUUCGCUCUGCAGUCUCAGAAAGAUACGAUACGGAACAUACCCUAUCGUUCUGUGGAAAAAGCAGCCUGCUUCCUUUCGUACCGGCCCUUGGAAAAAGCAGAUGUAUUGCGGCCCCGGCUCGACGGAUUCCUCACUGUAUGUCUUGCUUGCAGUAUGGGUCAUUCUGUGAUACUAAAGUGCAGAAACUUAAUUUUGACCCCACCGGCCGUGUCGAUCGUUCAAGUUGUUUCUCCGAAUCCGCAUCGUUGGUAUCCACCCUCCUGCCCACGAGUAUGCACCUUUUAGUAUGUCUCCUGUUCCCAGUUGCACCCAUCGACAGGCUUUCACGGUUACUCAUGCGUCUGCCACCAAUUUUCAAAUUCACUCCCAAAUAUCGCUUACCGUGGCACAUGACCGGACGUAAAUCUCAUCAAAGGUUCCUUCAGGAUUUGGUUAAUAAUAGCGAGCACAAGGAUCAAUUCUUUAGUAGUCUGCCCCAAAGUCCUACAAAUACGAGUGCAGUGAAUUCUCAGGUUAGAAACAGCCGGAAUAUGUGGCGAACAACAUUGAGUCCAACUAGCAACAGCUUAAUCCCUUGGCCCAUUCCAUCUAGGAAUGCAAUAGCAGCUGGCAAAAAUCAUUCGGAUGAUCACACCUUUCAUGCGGUCACAACUACGACCACUUACCCAUCUUUCAACUCUGAGACUUGUGUCACGACCAAGAGCUACUCUGUUGUCUCUGCACGUGCAGCAAGGGAACAGCCAUCUAUUCAUGCUGAAUCUUCAACCCGUUCCACUGAACUUCAUUGCUACUCACACUCCGAUAGUGUUUCUAAUCUCAAAUCCUCACUAAGUGCACCUGUUCCGGCCACCAUGUUCCCACACACUUCAUCGCACCAUUGUGCUCUCAACUCCACCUGGAUUCCUUACACACUUUCUUCCUCGACCAACCAGGCUGAUAGUAUCGUCUAUAUUCCGUGCAGCCGGUCAGCUCCCUCUCACUCAGAUGUAACCUGUCCUGGUGUUUACGUGGAUCUGACAGGAUAUGACGUUACCGUAUCAGUUGAGAGGCUGCCUCCGGUCAGCGAGGUUGUCACUCAUCCACGAGCUUUCACUAGAAGGUUCAAUGGCCCCAGUGUGCCAACUUCGAGUCAGCACCACUCACCUAGCGAAAUAUCUUCGGGAGGUGUGCAUCAACGCACUUCCGGUUUUACGACUGAACACGGUGACCAUACUGCAAGCUUUUUACCGUCGUCUCCACCACCACCCUACUCCGAAUGUGUCUUUCCAACAGCACCACCCAUUCAGCAUCAUUAUCCGUUUACGAAUUACUGGGAAUAUCCCACGUGUCGGACUGGUUACAUUCAUCCUGCACACAUCAAUCCACUUGUUUGGUCGCAUCCCUCGUGCAGACCUCUUUCCCGUAGCCACUCAUGCUCCUGUUAUUCGUGCGUCAGCUCUACCUGCGCUCAGAUGCACUCUCGAACCCUGUCUGCCGAUCGCUUCGUGGAUUUGUGUUGCUGCUGUUCCGUGCCUCCGUCUGGCUCCCCGUAUAAUUGCCCCGGUCCGGUUUAUCAAGCUCAUACAUUUGUUCUCGCACCCAAAUGUGACUCCCUUGUAGUGGACCAUCCUGUUGAUUUGGAUUGGGUCUAUCGUGUUCAUUCACCCCCCGUGAAUCUCUCCGCAAGUCAUUGUGGUCACUUUAGUGCCUCUGAUAUUGCCUGUGUACACCGUCCUUCCACCUCUGCUGCUCCUCCUAUGAAUGCCUUACCACCCAGUGGCUACGUCUAUAUCCCUGAACCGAUUCGUGUAAUGCGAUCACGAGACAUUUGUAACGCAUUGCGUACUUGUGUGGUUCCUCAUUAUGAGCUUAAAAAUUAUUUCAACAACGCCCCUCCUCAAAGGCAGUGGCGAAAAUUGGGGGAAUUGAGCAAAGAUGGAUUUCCCUUCACCCUAAUGUGCUACAAUUUGCUGAGCCCGAACUACGCAACUCCCACCAUGUAUCCUUACUGUCCAACGUGGGCGCUCAACUGGGACUACAGGCGUCGAUUCAUUCUAGAUGAGAUACGAAUGUACCAUGCAAAUAUCAUUUGUUUGCAGGAGGUUGAAACCAAUCAAUUUGAAGAGAUUUUCAAACCAGAGUUGGAGAAGCUGAAAUACGAUGCAGUGUUCCUGCCCAAGAGCAGAAGACGCACAAUGGAUAUGAAGGAUUGCAAAAAAGUGGAUGGGUGCGCAAUAUUCUGGCAAACUGACAAGUUUGAGAAACUGCACGAGUUUCAUCACGAGUUCAUGCUUUCGUGUUCGAACAUGUGCGAAAACCCGACACCGCUCAUGCUCAACCGGGUGAUGAUCAGAGACAACGUGGCUCUCGGUGUGAUUUUUCAAACAAAGGGCUCCUCAGCAUCAGACGGCAUUGGCGGGCGUCAGUUCUGUGUCACUACGGGACACAUUCACUGGGACCCAGAACAUUCGGAUGUAAAGAUGAUACAAACUAUCCUAUGGACGUCUGAAUUAUGGGCCUACAUUGACCAGUAUUUGACAGGCUCGGCGGACAAUACAGAACGCAGCUCUCCAACAGAUUCACGUAAUACUCCUUUGUCGUUGCGUCUCCCAACUCCAAGCCCAUUCUCACCGGCUGCGCAUAUGCCCGUCAUUCUGUGUGGCGAUCUGAAUUCGCUACCCGAUUCCGGAGUAGUGGAGUUUCUCAUGCGAGGUAGUUUGCCCAAAACACACACUGACUUUCUCAACAAUGGGUUCAAGUACAUGUUUGAGGACUGGCGGUUGUUAGAAAAGUGGGCAGUGGAUGGGGAUAUACUACGGCACCGAUUCACUUUCGAUCGCGCUUACCGUGAAUCUCAAGGGAUGCGGAUGACAAACUAUACGUACGAAUUCAAAGGUAUGAUCGAUUACGUCCUCUACUCUCGUGACCACUUCCGCUUGUUGGGCAGCUUGGAUCAAAUAAACGAAUCCUGGUUCACUGAGAGAAAAAUACUUGGAUGCCCACAUGUUCACUUUCCGUCAGAUCAUUUCGCUCUGUUAGUGGAACUGGAACUGAAACCGACUCCGCAGUUGAACACCCUCGUAGCUCAAAAGGUGGCCCGGAAUCGUUGCUGCAUCGAACAACUAGCUCAGGAUCACAGUCGUUCAGGCUCAGAUAGCUCUGUCGAUUCGACUCGACUCCAGCCUGCCACCGCGGAUGACAGUCAAGGAUUUGACAAUAGCGAUGGGAACUCAGGAGCAAUAGGAGCCAACAGUGAUGGCACGGGCCAAUCAAGGCAGCGGAAGCGUUAAUCUCAUUCACACUCCGAUUCGCAAAUGACCCCCCAGUCCUACCUGGAAUUGUAAAUAGCCCGCUCCUUCUGUCACUGUUGCCGUUCACCCUGAGUCCUCCGGAUCUCCUCAUUUUUGUUUGCAUCAAUUCUGUUUUUGGAUCUGAAAGUCAUUCCGCUUUCAUUUUUGGGCCACUUUUCUACCAUACACUUCCACGAUUUCUAGUCUCAGUUGUUGCCACUUGGUCAAUAUGCGGCUCCUCCCGGGCGAUUUAACGAACACAACUUCAAAUGAUUGCCUGUCGCGUACAUUUCUUUCCAAACUGAUGAUAAUUUGCGAUCACUUACUUUUCUCCCAUGCACACAAGUCCCUGAGCGCGCGUACUCAACCGCUUGCUACCGUUGGUUGCUAUCUCCUCUGUACCAAAAAUAGUCGCGUUAUUUGUCUUUUCACACACAUCUCUGUUCACGUCCUUUCAUUGUCUUCUUGUACAAAGUUGUUAAUAUAGGCUGCGUUUCACAUUGUAAAUAUUUCGCCUCUUCACCAUAUCUAUUCUGUCUUCCCUCCGACUGUACAUCGAACCAACCCACCACCUCCUAACACACGCUGUCUUCUGUUAUCGUUUCCCACCUCUUCAAUCUCAAGGUUUUAUCACUCACUGUUCCUCGCUUGUUAACGAAUUGUCAGGUAGCUCGAAUCGCCAAGCACUCCAUCCACCACACAGGCUACCGUCUGGUAUUCGCCACCAACAAAUCUUCUUCUGCAGGUAAAGACAAUGAGCCUCGUCCUUAUUACUCAUUUGUAUCUAACUUCACAGUCGCGCCUCAUACUCAUACUCAUCAUCCUGAGCACAAAAUUAACGCGUGAUAUCCCCGCCCUACUGCCGGCUGGCACAUCUGGGACAACAUUUCCUGUCAAUUUUUAUUUGUUUUUUGGUAAUCAUCAUUGUUCAAUUGUACACAUCCUGCUGGGCCUCCUGCAGUUCUCUUCAGCCCGUCUGAUAUCUGCCUUUGAUCCCUUCUCUCUCACAAACUCUUUUUCACCCCACUUACUUCGAAAAUUCCAUGUGUAAUCCAGAUAAGCGCUGGCCAAACUACUUUCUAUAAACUCUUAUGGAAGCCCGUUUUUU
Messenger RNA from Dicrocoelium dendriticum, 4426 nucleotides. The record is from the annotation of a GenBank genome assembly. Lineage: Eukaryota; Metazoa; Platyhelminthes; Trematoda; Plagiorchiida; Dicrocoeliidae.